This is a messenger RNA of Diorhabda sublineata, 4712 nucleotides long. Its product is annotated as serine/threonine-protein phosphatase 2A regulatory subunit B'' subunit beta. Gene Ontology annotation, biological process: protein dephosphorylation. Gene Ontology annotation, cellular component: protein phosphatase type 2A complex. Bases 1 to 2631 code for a protein of 876 amino acids. The record is from RefSeq and is a predicted model, not a curated record. NCBI's taxonomy places the organism in Eukaryota, Metazoa, Arthropoda, Insecta, Coleoptera, Chrysomelidae. The transcript has 13 exons. Gene Ontology annotation, molecular function: calcium ion binding; protein phosphatase regulator activity.
AUGAUGGCCACAACUGCUCGCAGAAGGGAUCCCGACGAUGACAUCGCCGCUAUCGCUAAACAAAUAUCGGAUCAAGCAGAAGCUAUUUAUCAAAAUUGGAAAUCGAGAGGUUUAGGACCGGCGGAUCUUCUGACGUGUCAUGGCGCUGGCGAUACCACUAAAUUGGGAUCGAUGUUGAAGCCUCAACCAGCGGCGUCGAAACCUGCUUCUCUGGAUAUACUGGCGCAUGCUCCGACGAUGGACAACAACAGAUUGGAAAAAUUGGUGAAAAAUUUCGUCGACGAGGAUAAAGCUCGGAUAGCCGCUACGAAAAACAAAUCUCCAUCGCCGGUGACGUCGCCCACCAAUAAGAUGCCUUCUAGUAUACAAUACGCGUUGCAAAAGUUCGAAAAGGGCGUUAACCAAACCGAGGAUAGAGUGGGGGGGAUGAGUGAUAGUUAUUUGAGGAAAACGGCAACGUUGCCUAGUAGAAAAAUCGGUGUGGGGAGUGGGGUGUUGAGUGGAAAUGGUUCGGGAGUGGGGGUGAAUAGUUACGGCGCCGUGGCGGCCGCCAAUUCGGUACAGCUCCAAACUACGGCGAAACCAGCGAUCGGUCAAAAACCCCAAAUAUCACCGAAACCCCGUUUGAGCGAUACCAUCGAAAUGACCCUGCCGCCGGACCUGGUAACCAGCGCCGGCUUGCAAACAUGGCCGCUGAAAAACCGCGUAAUCAACAAGGACCUACCGGCGAAGAAAAUGGCGGAAAAUAACGUUUAUUCGGGAACGAUAAAACCGAAUGGCGCCGAUGAGGCGGAUAAACACCCUUCGUCGGUGACUAUAGACCAAGUGGCGUUGGAGGAGAAAAAAUUCAUCAACGCCCUCAAAAACGGAGAUAUCGUUAGCGAAGAACCAAUUAGGAAUAUAAGGAAACCAACUACGAUAAAGCAGCUUCCGUCGACCAAAGAACCCCUUCCGGCGGAAAAACUGGUCGAAUCUACCACGUCGACGACGGCCACGAAAUGGGGGCUGCGCAGCACGCCGCGUCGCCUCGAACAACAAGUGCCUCAUCCGGAAUUGACGACUAGCCAAAGACAACACCUUCGGCAAUCGGCUGCUUCGAAUCCGGUCCGACCGUUUUUGACCAGGGGAUCCGUCGCAGAAAGGGUGCUCAUAUUCGAGAGGUGUCCCAGCGAUUUGUUGCUGGAUAAAAGAGUGAGAGCGCCGGCUCCCCAUCUACCUUCAAAAAUACAGCCGGUACAGAAACAACCACCACUUCAACACACUACCCUUCAAAGACACAUCAGAGCUCAUAGAAACGUCAAUAUUCCAAGGUUUCAUUUCCCUACUGGCAAACCAGCAGCGCCAGGACAAUUGGACAUCAUUAGGACCAAGGUGGCGGGUGCUUUUGCAAAGAUCGGAGAAAGGGCUUCCAGGGAACAUUUUGCGGCGCUCACUCAAGCCGCGCAACUUCCCUUAUAUUGGAAGACGCCCUUAUAUUUGGCCGCUUGUGCAGAUAAAGGCAGUUGUAAUAUGGAACAAUUCAUGACCUUCUGGCAAAGUAUGACGACGCAAUGUCACGACGCCGCCAGUCGUUUUAUAUACAUCCUCACCAGAGGUCGCCGGAAUUGGUUAGCGCCCGAAGAUUUUAUACCAUUAGUUCAAGACGUCGUCGAAACGCAUCCCGGACUAACGUUCCUUAAGGAAGCCACGGAAUUCCACUCGAGAUACGUACAUACGGUGAUAGCCAGAAUAUAUUAUUGCGUUAACCGAUCGUGGUCGGGUAAAAUAACAACCUACGAAUUAAGAAGAUCGAAUCUUCUCAACAUAAUUCAGCUAUUAGAAGACGAGGAAGACAUAAAUCAGAUAACCCAGUAUUUCAGUUACGAGCAUUUCUACGUGAUAUAUUGCAAAUUUUGGGAACUAGACCGAGAUCACGAUCUAUUCAUAGAUAAAAGCGAUCUAACUCGCCACAACGACCACGCCCUUUCCACUCGAAUCAUCGAUCGCAUAUUUUCCGGUUGCGUCACCAGAGGUAACAAGAAACAUCAAGACGAAAAAAUGUCUUACACCGAUUUCGUUUGGUUCCUACUCAGCGAAGAAGACAAACUCCAUCCGACAGCCAUAGAAUAUUGGUUCCGGUGCAUGGACAUCGACGGCGACGGUUAUCUAUCGAUGUACGAACUGGAGUAUUUCUACGACGAACAGAUGCACCGAAUGGAAUCGAUCGGAAUCGAAACUUUACCGUUUCAAGAUUGUCUUUGUCAGAUGUUGGACAUGGUGAAACCGAAGGCGCCCGGUAAGAUCGCUUUGAGCGAUUUGAAGAAAUGUAAAAUGACGCCGAUAUUUUUCGAUACGUUUUUCAAUUUGGAGAAGUAUUUGGAUCACGAGCAGCGGGAUCCGUUCGCUUCGCAGAGGGACCACGACGUCGACGGGCAGGAGAUGUCUGAUUGGGAUCGGUACGCGGCUGAGGAGUACGAGCUUCUCGUGGCCGAAGAGGGGGGCAACGAUCAACCUGAUAGCUUCUCAUUCGAUGAAGGUAACGAGGAAGAUCUUCUUUCGCAUCACUUAGAUAACGUACUAGACGACGAUUACGACGACGACGACGACGUCGAACCGGCAGAACUAUCCGAGGAUAGCGAUUGUAGCAUUUAGCGUAAUUGUAGUCGGGUCUAAAAACUAGUUUCGAGACAUUUAAUAUGAAAAAAGAAAAUUUCGAACAACGAAUAUAUUUUCGAUAAAUACCGGGGGAUUACAAAGACAAAUUCGUUUUCAAAUUAAAUGUCUUUUUACGGAGCUUGUUUCGCCCCUUUUGAUGUAGUGACCAGUGAAGUGCUAUUAUCGAUUCUAAAUAAUCGAAUAGAAUAGUAUUGAAACGAUUAGAAAAAGAAAAAAAGAUUUUUAAUGAAAAAAAAUUGUACGCGGCAACGCUGUACCUUGAUCUACUAUGACUAAGUGCCAUUAAAUUUAGUUGCGUUGUUAGCUAUGUUGCCACGUUUAAAUUUACAUUGUCGAUGUUUGGAAAUUUGAGGUUGUAAAAAGUUACACGCGAAAAAAAAAGAUUUUUUCUCGUUAAAAAUCUUAUUUGACUCAAUGGAUCUGCUUAAUUUUUUUGAUAUUUGAAGCAAAAAAAGUAUUUUUUACGUAAAAUACGAAUUUUUUGUAUUUAAUACGUAAUACAUACACUGAAAUUAAUGUUGUUAUAAAAGAUUUUUUUUAUUACAAAAUAUAAUUUAUCCUAAGACUAAUUGUUUAGAAUACGUUGAAUCUCGGUUUACAAGGUACUCUCAAAAAGUUAGAUAACACCUUUUUUUAUUAUUAAUAUAAUCAGAUAUCGAACACACCUCUACUUUUUCGUUUCCCCUCGUAAUCGUAAAUUCGUCGAAACUAGGAAUUUGAGUAUUUACUUGAUAACAAUAAUGGUUUAAGUUGGUGUGUUCGAUUAAUUCGGGACAAAUAUUUCGUACAGGGUGUCCCAAAUUUAGAAAAAAAAAAAUAGUAGAAAAAGAAACCCACAGGAAAUAAUUGAAUUAAACCUCACUGUGGGUAUUUUCAACGGGUGUAGUACUGAAAAGAUAAAACCCCAAAUUUUGUCGAUUUCUUUUUUUUUUUUAAUUAAAGAAGAUAAUUGUGCAUUAGCCCUCCAACCUAUUUCAAACUUCACUAAUAUCUCUGUAUAUAUUGAUUUUGCUGAAAAAACUUUCAAACAAAAAUUGAAGGUCUUAAUAAGCUCUACAAAAAAGGUUAUAUACAUUUUUUAUGUAAAUCUAUUAUUUUGGCCGUUAUGACUCAAAAUAUCUCGUUAAGUGUCAAAUUGACUAACCUAACCUCUAAUUGAGAUAUUUUGGGUCAAAACUGCCAAAAUAAUAAGAUUUCGAAAAAAAUGUAUACAAUCUUUUUUGUAGAGCUUUUUAUUAGCUUCGAUUUUUGUUGGAAACUUUUUUCUGUAAAAUCAUUAUUUCCGAAGAUAUUUAAUAAAAUUGUUACAACUUUGAAGGAAGCUGGGGGGCGAAAAUAUUGAUUUUAGAAGAACAAGUUUCAGACAAAAAUCGAAGCUAAUAGAAAGCUCUACGAAAAAAGUUAUAUACAUUUUUUAUGUAAAUCUAUUAUUUUGGCCGUUAUGACUCAAAAUAUCUCGUUAAGUGUCAAAUUGACUAACCUAACCUCUAAUUGAGAUAUUUCGGGUCAAAACUGCCAAAAUAAUAGAUUUAGGAGAGAAUGUAUAUAACCUUUUCUGUAGAACUUUUUAUUGACUUCGAUUUUUGUUGGAAACUUUUUUUCUAAAAUCAAUUUUUACGAAGAUAUUUAUUAAAUUCGUUUAGUAGUGGGCUGGAGGCAAACGAAAUUAUCUUCUAUAAUCAAGAAAAAUCUCUGGAGAAAAUAUCGGUGAAAUUGGGAGGGUUUAUCUAUUCGAAACUGCAUCCUAAUUUCACUUUGUACGUUUAAUAUAGCUUUAGUAUAAUUGAUAUUAAAUAUUAAAAAGUUUGAUUUUUUUGGUGAUUUUUUUCACUGUUUAGUGCAGCUAAUUGUUGGAUUUUUGUAUAGUAUAGUUUAUUUUAACAAAAAUUGUUUAACUUUUUUUCGAUAGUAUGAUUUUUACUAGUCAUUUUUAUUAUUAAUAUUUCGUAUGAUAUUUAUGUGUAACGUUGUAUAAAAAUCGUUUUAUUAUUGUAGAUGAACUUAAUAUAUAUAUUGGUUUUCUCCUAAUUCUUUCAUUUAAUACCCCAAAAAAACAC